CUUAUUGUAACGAAGGGCGUGUGUUAUACACUGAUAAUUGGUAUACGUCUCUACAACUGUCAGACUACUUACAUGACAGAAAUACUGGUCUUUGUGGAACUGUAAAGAAAAAUCGUAAAGAAAUGCCAACUCUUAGUUCAAAGCUAAAUCGUGGUGAAACAGAAGUUGCCCACACCGAUUCUUGGAUGGUAAUCAAAUGGAUGGAUAAAAAGGAAGUUUAUGUAUUGACAAGUAUUCACGAACACCAGUUUUGUAAAACUGGUAGGAAAAACUACAAAACCAAUGAAGAUAUUAUAAAACCCGUUUGUAUCGUGGAUUAUAACAAAAAUAUGGGCAAAAUCGAUGAUAUCGACAGACAAUUAUCUUUGACAGAAUCUAUUAGAAAAUGUAUGAAAUGGUAUAGAAAAUUGUUUUUUCAUUUGAUUGAUUUGAUAUUGAUAAAUUCCCACAGUUUAUUCAAGAUGCUCACUAAAAAUGCGAUUUUGUUUCCUGAUUUUCGAUUGAGCGUCGUAAGAGAUAUUUUGAAAGUAAAUUCUCAAGAAGUUUCAUCAUUUAUUUCGUCUAAUUUUAGACUAAAUGGACGACAUUUCCCCAGAAAAAUUCAAGCUUCAGAUGAUAGUAAAACGGUAUCACGUCAAUGUGUUCUAUGCAGUAUACACAAAAAGAGAAGUCGAUCAUCAUAUGAGUGUAAAGUAUGUUGUAAAACUUUAUGCAUUGAACUUUGCUUUGAAAUUUAUCACACCAAACGAUCAUUGUCGUAA
This is a messenger RNA of Odontomachus brunneus, 761 nucleotides long. RefSeq names its product piggyBac transposable element-derived protein 4-like. The coding region runs from base 123 to 761 and encodes 212 amino acids. The record is from RefSeq and is a predicted model, not a curated record. Lineage: Eukaryota; Metazoa; Arthropoda; Insecta; Hymenoptera; Formicidae. The transcript is spliced from 2 exons.